GGUGUCAGUGGUUUUGCAGAAUUGCCACUGAGACUCCCUCUCUCUCCCUCCCACCACGGAAGACAGAGAUAGAAGAGCAUUGCAAGCCACCGUUCUUCGUGAAGAAUUCCGAGCGGAGCCCCAGAACCUGAGGGUGGCUCAGGGCGAAACUGCGCUACUGGAGUGUGGUCCGCCCAGAGGUCAUCCGGAACCAGUAGUCUUCUGGAAGAGGAACGGCCACAUCCUGGAUCUGGAAAACAACAAAAGGAUGAGGCUAGUUGACGGCGGGAACUUGGCCAUUCAAGACGUGCGUUCCAGCGACGACGGCAAAUACCAAUGCAUAGCUAAGAACACAGUUGGAGUCCGCGAAUCCAAUGUGGCGCUACUACGAGUGCAUGUGAAACCUUAUAUUGUGGAGGGUCCUGAAGAUGCCACAGCGAUGGCUGGUACUAGUGUGGUAUUCUCUUGUCGAGUUGAGGGCGAUCCACCUCCAGAUGUGAUGUGGAGGAGAACAGCAGGAGGUGGCCCGAUGCCCCUAGCCAGGGUUCACACCCUCGAGGAUAAGAGUCUGAAGUUGGAGACGGUCAGUCCAGAGGAUGAAGGGGAGUAUAGCUGUGUUGCUGAUAAUGGAGUCGGUACAGUCACGGCUUCAGCGACUCUUACCGUUCACUCACCACCUGUAAUAGUGACACGCCCUACAGAUCAAGUAGUAGAAGCCAGCGAUGACGCAGCCUUUGUCUGCGGUGUAGAGGGUAAUCCUCGUCCGUCUGUGUUCUGGUCGGUCGAAGGAAAUAGAACUCUCCUCUAUCCUGGGGAGCAGAUGGGACGCCUUUAUGCAUCCGUCACUCCAGAUGGUCAAUCUGUCUUAACAUUGCAGGACGUAGUUAGAAACGAUUCAGGACUUGUGGUGAUUUGUUCCGGAGUGAACCAAGCUGGAUCAGACACGUGGAGGGCCAGGUUGGGGGUAACAUCAGGUGAAGAGAAUCCACCUCCUGUGAUCAUUUAUGGACCGGCAAAUCAAACGUUGCCGCUCAAGUCAGUUGCCGUUCUAACUUGCAGAGCUUCCGGGAACCCAGAACCUACCAUUGCAUGGUACAAAGAUGGAAAUGUUAUUCUACCAGCCUCAAGAAUCAAUAUUACUCAAGCAGGCUCACUCAAUAUCAAUGAUUUACAAAAAUCAGAUAGCGGUCAAUAUACUUGUGUGGCUUCUUCAAAAAGUGGAAAAGCAACAUGGAGUGCAUAUCUUCGCCUCGAGUCUCCGACGAACCCAAACAUCGCUUUUUUCCGUUCUCCUGAACCCUCAACAUUUCCUGGUCCUCCUUCGAGGCCAGUAAUUGUUGGCAGAACUCACAAUAGUAUUACAAUUUCCUGGACAAGAAAUAAUAAGAUUGGUUCUUCUUCCCUCAUUGGUUUUCAGAUUGAAAUGUUCAGUCAAGGAUCUGAUGGGAGCAGCCCCAGUGGUGGAUGGGUCGUUGUAGCCCGACGUGCCCCAGGACCGACUUACACUCAACAUCACUUAAGCCCUCACGUUUCCUACACCUUCAUCGUCAGGUCUGAAAACUCACACGGAAUGUCGGCUCCUAGUCAACCAUCAGAAGCAGCUGUACCGAGUUUGGGUGCUGAGGAAGAAACAGACCAAAUCAUGAAGGAAGCAAGAAAUGCUUUAAACGGAGGACAUGUAGUUCGCUUGACCCAUAUUCAACCUUUGUCAUCCACCUCCAUCAAGAUUGUUUGGGAGAUUAUGAAUUCCGAAUUUGUGGAAGGAUUUUAUAUCUACUCUCGAGGUUUGGAUGCGCCAGCUCGAAGUACAAAUAUGUUGACAGUUCUGCAUGCUGGAGAAGCUUCUGGCUUUCUCGUAACAGGCCUUGCAAAGUUCACGCGAUAUCAAUUCUUCCUUGUUCCUUUUUAUAAAACUCUAGAUGGAAGGCCUUCCAAUUCAAGAACUGCAAGGACUCUUGAAGAUGUGCCCUCAGAAUCACCAACAGGAUUAGAAGCUGUUCUCUUCAAUACAAGCUCUGUAUAUUUAAAAUGGAAACCACCACCUCAGGCAGCUCAUAAUGGAAUACUUCGGACAUAUCAGGUUGUUGUUAAAUCGGGAAGUGGAUCGAAUGUAACGUUACUGAAUAACGUAACAGUUAAUGCAGGAACACCAUCUCUACAACCAAUCGGUCAACAACCCGGUAUUGGUCCAGGACCUAGCGACUUUUUAACUGAGACUUGGUUCAUGGCUCUGCUCGGCAGUAUGGUUGCAGUUAUGUUCUUACUUUUUGGCGCAAUGCUCCUUGUAAGAAGAAGACAGCUUCUCUCAAAGAAAACAACUCUGCCAGAUUCUCGUAGCAAUGGAGGAAUACUCGCAACACCUUUAAGCCUAAAAGCAGCUGUAGGCUUACCACAUCCCACUGCGAUGGUUCCACAUCCACAUGACUCUACUCUAUGGAUUGAACCGAACAGAGCUGCUUCAUGGCGUCAUUCUGAGCUGAGCGACAAGGAACCACAGAUUUUGGAACCUGCUGAUUAUGCUGAAGUCGACCCAGUUCACAGCGUUUCUACCUUCCAAGGCAAAAGAGAGGAUACAUCACCAGCACCUUAUGCCACUACGACACUCAUUCCGAAAUACCCUCACGCUAGAACUCCAAAUAGUAGACAGGGCUGGGUUCAGAUCUGCCCACAAAAUGAAAAGGAGGAGGAUUGCCUUUAUCCGAGCCAUAACGGAUUCUACAACAGCAACAUAUAUUCAGACACUUAUGUUUUUGAAAAGAAUAAUGAUUAUGUUCAGGAAAAAGGUGGUAGCAUCGGAAAACAAUCCCCUUUGAUAAUUAGCCAAUGUGGAAGAAUUUCUGUUUCGAAAUUAGGAUGCUGUGAACAAGAUCAAUUCAAUAUUGAUAAUUUAAGCAAUUCGCUUGGCAAUCAUACCAAUACAUUAAGGCAUCAGCAUAAAAAUUUUCAGCUUUCCAGGCCACAGAUUGUUAAACAGAACGGUGGAAGAAUCGUGAGUAACAAAGCAGAAAUAGUUACCAGGCCGUGGAGGACUCAGGCGAAUCCUGUCCACACGCUGUCCACGUUCACACCUCCGCCUCCUGCCUACAACCAAUACCAGCCUUUGUACCACAACUCGUCUCGCAGCGAACCGUCUACCAAUUCAUGAUCUAGUCUCCUCUCCGGUCGCUUACACAAGACUGAUUAUAUUUAUAAUGAAAUAAUUUAGGUUGUUAAUUAAUUGAUAUUAGGAAAUAAAGAAAAAAAAGAGGUUAAGCCUGCAUCGUCUGCUAGUGACUCAUAUCAAUAAAAUAUUGUAAUAAAAAAAAAAGAAUCAUCACAUUGUAGAAUUGAAGCAACUUGCCCCCUCACUCUUACAAUAUUACAAUAAUUUCUUGUUAAUCUUUCAUUGUUUUCGUCUGACACAGUAGGCUACUUCUUACCUGUCUUCGUUAGGACACGGAAUUAGUCAAUAUACUUUAAAAUAUGCUUGCUGUCUGUAUUGUUAUUAUUUUAUUUAUUUAUUUAUUUGUCUUUGAAACAACAGUACUAUGAAAAAACAGUCCAGAAUAAUAAAGAUCUUUGUGAAUGGCUAUAUGCAUUUUUAUGCUUUUAAGUUUUUUUCUUGAACUAGCAGAUAAGCUGUAGAGUCUAAUGAGAAGAAAGCUUAUAAGACGGAGUCUACUGAAUAUAAUUGUGUAUAUGUUAAAGGCCAAUUGUAACAAUCAUGUAAUGAAGUAAACAUAUAUAAUCAUGCCAUGAGCUUAGAUGAAAUGCCCACCAGGAGCGCUGUCUACUCUACAAUGGACACAAACUUGUAUUAAAACUUUAUUUGAUAUUAUUUUUGUUUUAUUAUAAAAUUUUAAAAUGUUAUAUUUUAUCCUGAUAGUAAUUUAUCAUUCAUUAUCUG
This is a messenger RNA of Nezara viridula (southern green stink bug), 3865 nucleotides long. The record is from the annotation of a GenBank genome assembly. NCBI's taxonomy places the organism in Eukaryota, Metazoa, Arthropoda, Insecta, Hemiptera, Pentatomidae.